Messenger RNA from Brassicogethes aeneus, 3226 nucleotides. The record is from the annotation of a GenBank genome assembly. Lineage: Eukaryota; Metazoa; Arthropoda; Insecta; Coleoptera; Nitidulidae.
UGUUAUCUUUUUAUUACGCGGUAAAAUUGGGGAAAAAUCUACUUCAAACAAUAGUUUACAAUUGUUUGUUAAAAUGAGCACACUUUCAAAAAUUCGGAUAAAAUCGCAAAGUGGAAAGCUGGAUAUUACUUCUAACGCGCUGCCUCGUAAAAUUAAUGGCACCACUAUCAAUUUUACCACCAGAAAACCUGUAUUUAAAUCACAAUAUGUACAAGCUGUUAUACUUGGCAGAAAAGCCCGCGAUUCGGAUACAACCGUCGAGCUUCGAGAAGAAAAAUAUGAAAUACAUAUCGAAAGAACAAACGCUGGUCUUGGCCUGUCAAUAGCUGGAGGUAAAGGAUCGACUCCUUUUAAAGGAGAUGACGAUAACAUUUUUAUAUCGCGAGUAACCGAAGGAGGUCCAGCAGACUUAGCCGGGUUGCGCGUUGGCGAUAAAGUACAUUCAGUAAACGGAGUACCCGUCCUAGGUGUAAAACAUUACGAUGCAGUCGAAGUGCUUAAGGCUUCUGGGUCCAUAUUAAUUUUAGAAGUGAGUCGAGAGGUGACAAGAAUAGUGGAAGGCUUAAAUAGUGAUUUAUCUUAUACGGCUAAACCUGAAACCUAUAACAUUCCUCCUCCACCCUUACCACCAGUUGAAGACGACGCCGCCCUUCAAAAGGUCUUAGUAAACACCACUUUGAUCAGAGACUCUAGGGGCCUCGGUUUUAGUAUAGCUGGUGGCAAAGGUUCUCCACCUUUUAAACCCGAUUCAGAUGCUAUUUAUGUAUCACGGAUUACGGAAGGUGGUGUCGCCUAUAAGGAUGGAAAACUUUGUCUGGGAGAUAGAGUAAUUUCUAUUAAUGGAUCAGAUUUAACUGGUGCUUCACAUAACCAUGCGGUUGCUUUAUUGACCGGUCUGGAACGAUUCGUGCGCUUAACAGUGGAAAGAGAAAUUGCUGUGUCAAAAAGUAGCCCAAGCGCCUCCCCUGGGCCAAAGCAAUCCCCCAGGUUAUUUGAGGGACCUAAAACAUACACAGGACCGUAUUCCGUUAAUCGGCCAGGUUAUACGGGAUACAGAAGAUCACUUGAAUCAGAUGUUAAGAAGGUCAACGAACAAGAACCGAUAAAGCAGGAUGAUCAGGUAUCAAAAUUAAACGGUAUUCAUCACGUUCCAAUACCAGCACCACGAAGCAGCAUCGAUCAUAGCGGCCAUCCAAAGCAACCCAUAUCCGCUAGUAUUAGCGGAAACAGUGUGCACAACCAUUUGAAUGAAAAAAAUAAAAAGGCGACGGCAAUGUCAUCACUCGACGGCGACGAUUCACAGGUACUGCCGCCCAAGCCUAUAACCAACGAAGAAUUUCAGGCAAUGAUACCCGCUCACUUCCUUAAAACAUCCCAAAAACAAACCAGUCCUUCCAGCGAUAUUUCUCACAAUCUGACCGCGAACACUAACUCUGUAACAACAGUGACGAUAAAGAAGCCCGAUACGAUUGAGCUGCCGCCGGCCCCUACUGGCCCCGGCCGCGUUACAGAAACAAUCACCAAGAGUACAUUUACGGAGACCGUGGUCACUCGCAUCACCGACAAUAAGUUGGAUGAGCCAUUGAUCAUCGAGGAUGUUAUUCUUAAUAAAGCAACAGGUUCUUUGGGAUUUAGUAUUAUUGGUGGUAUUGAUCAUUCCAGUAUUCCAUUUGGUGUCAACGAACCAGGCAUAUUUAUUUCACAUAUGGUGCCAGGAGGAACUGCGGCAAACUGUGGCAAACUUCGCGUAGGUAAUAGAAUUUUAAAAGUGAAUGGUACAGAUGUUACUUCUGCCACUCACCAAGAAGCUGUAAUGGAAUUGCUAAGGCCCGGUGAUAGUAUUAAUUUAACCAUACGUCACGACCCAUUACCAGAUGGUUUCCAAGAACUGCUGAUUGAAAAAAAUGAAAAUGAAAAAUUGGGAAUUCAUAUUAAAGGCGGCCUUCAAGGACAACGUGGCAAUCCUUUAGAUCAAUCAGAUGAAGGAGUUUUUGUCUCAAAAAUUAAUUCUGUGGGAGCGGCAAAAAGAGACGGCCGUCUGAAAACUGGUAUGAGAUUACUAGAAGUAAAUGGAAAAUCGCUUUUGGGUGCCACACAUCAAGAAGCAGUACAUACAUUAAGAUCCGGAGGUAAUUACAUACAUUUGGUAGUUUGCAAAGGGUAUGAUAAAAGCGAUGUGGAAAAAGCCAUUGCGGAAGGUAAACUAAUACGAGGCGGUUCGGUAAGCAGUCGUUCUCAAAGUGUCAGCUCACUAGACAUUCCAGAUGAGGAUAUUUUGCAGGAACAUAAAAUGAAAUCGGAAUUGGUUCAAUUUGAAAAAGAAGAUGCAGAAAAGCGUCUUCAGGCUAUACAUUUGUCCAAUGAAGAUGUGUCUUUAGUGGAAGUUAAAGCCACUACACCCGCCGAUAAGGUUUUGGAUGUAGUAAGAGCCGUGGAAACUUUAGCCCUAAGUCCACCUCCACCCUCACCAAAGAGCAAUAAAGAAAAAUCUUCAGUAAGUGAUAGAAAAAAAUUCUUCGAAUCUGCAAUGGAAGAAAGUCAAAAGCCUGCAAGGCCAGAAAAAGUAUUUAGUUAUUUAAGCCAGGACGAAAUUGAAAAAUUAAAAGCCGAAGAAGAAAAAAAAAUUGCCGACUUAUCCGCUGCUGAAGUAAAUUCCUUAAACCCUCUGGAUAAUUCAGAUGACGAAUCAAUUGAUUUACAAUCACAAACAAGGACUUUAAGUAGUAUCGGCGUUAUUCGGACAGCAAAAGCUGAAAAACGUUACAGAGAAAGACUGCGCGAUGAGAGCCUUUUAACUGAUGAAGACGAGAACCAUUUAUCUCCUGCAGAAGAGAGAGCAUUAAAAGCGGAAAAGCGAGCAGCAUGGAGAGCGGCAAGAUUAAAAUCUCUUGAACAAGACGCAAUUCAGGCACAGAUUGUAAUCAAAUCGAUGACAGACAUAGUCGGAUCUGGUGAUGCACCCGUAUCUACCAUCGCAGAAGCCUCGCCUACAGACGAAGGCGAAGUUACUAACAAUAUUGCAUGUAUCCAGCUGAAGCCCUCUAGUGCUGAUUUUCCGAAACUGGCAUUGAAAAGUGUACCUGGCCAAACAAAGGUCCGCGAGAGUGAGAAAAUAUUGGGCGAAACUAGAACAAGAAAAACCGAAGAAUAUAUUGAUGACACCACUGGAGAAAAACGUGUGCGUACCGUCGAGUAUGUUGAGAAACUGAUCGAAAGAGAGGUAUAA